Cryptomeria japonica (Japanese cedar) is the source of this 803-nucleotide messenger RNA. RefSeq lists its product as uncharacterized. The record is from RefSeq and is a predicted model, not a curated record. Gene Ontology annotation, biological process: response to wounding. NCBI's taxonomy places the organism in Eukaryota, Viridiplantae, Streptophyta, Pinopsida, Cupressales, Cupressaceae. Gene Ontology annotation, molecular function: serine-type endopeptidase inhibitor activity. The transcript is spliced from 3 exons. The coding region runs from base 6 to 590 and encodes 194 amino acids.
UGAAGAUGGGAGCUUUUUGUCAUGAUGCAACUGUUUAUUGUAAAUCAUAUUUGAAGCAAUUAACUGACUUUAAUAUGUCUUGCUUUGGGCCGCUUCUUGAAAAAGAAAAUCAAGAAGAACUUCAAACAAAAUUAAUCCAGAAAGAUGAGCCCAAUGAAAAGCAUGGGAUAAAGAUUCCUUCAAGAAAAUGGCCAAAAUUUGUGGGCAUCAAUGGAGAGAAAGUCAAAGAGAAAAUUUUAUCAAAAAAAGAAUAUCAAACAAUAAAAGAACCCCAAACAAAAUUUGUCCACAAAGAUGAAUCCAAUGAAAAGCAUGAAAUGAAGAUUCCAUCAAAAAAAUGGCAAGAGCCUCUGGAUAUGAAUGAAGAGAGAGCCAAAGAAAUUUUUUUGAAAAAAAACCCAAGAAAAUGGCCAGAGGUUGUGGGUAUGAAUGGAGAGGAAGCCAAAAAGAAAAUUUUAUUAGAAAACCCAUAUUUGAAUGUUGAGAUAAUCCCCGAUUUGACCAUAGUUGAUUGCAAAAUAGACUUAAAUCGUGUAAGAGUGUCCGUUGAUUUAAAGGGAAAAGUUUGUUAUAUCCCCAAUUUAGGUUGAAGAGAUUUGUAUAUUUUAUAUGCAUAAUUUCUAUGUUAUCAAUUGUUGGUCUGAUUUUAGCAUGGGAAAAUAUACUUCAAAUCCUAAGGAUUCUUUCAUGAUUCAUGACUACCAAAUAUUGGUAAGUAUGAAAAAUAAUGAUGUAUUUUUAAAACAGUUGUGGUUUACAAUUUGAGAUCAUAGUAUUAAAUUUCAGCCAAAUUGUAACUCUCA